AUGUGGGAAAUGAUGGAUCCCGAUCUAGAGUGUGGCACAGAGUGUGGCGGACCGGGGCCGCCCCCGGAGUUUCUGGUGCCGCCACCGCCGCGGCCACCGUUUCUGGCCGAGCUACUUAACUGCAACGAGGAGCAGCAGCAGCAACAGCAACAGCAACAGCAGCUACCGUUCGGUGUGGCCACCGGCGGCAGCAGCAGCAGCAGUUCCUUCGCCGACGUCGACAUGUGUGAAGCGUUUCCGAUCCUCGACGCCAGCUACCAUAGUGGCCCAUCAUUCCAAACCUCCGCCAUGAUAGUGCUGUGUUCGGUGCUUCUGUUAUUAGUCAUUUUUAUUUCAUCGUUACUAGUGUGGAAACAUAAGCGAAAAGUUCAAAACUUCCUGCCAUGCAAGACGCCCACCCGGGGCGGACCUCACCAUCCGCACCUGGACGCGGCCGGUGUGCACUCGGGAGCCCACUCGGUAACGUACGAGGACCCGGACGUACACCUGGGCCACCAUCCGCUGGUGAUGCGGCACCAUCACCAUCACCACAACAUGGAGCUGCACGCGAAGCAGAUCCACUACCCGAGCGGCUACCCGAUGCCCCGGUCGCCGCCCCUGUUCAUCUGCUCGUCGCCCGGCCCGGACCCGUACCGGUCGCACGACAACGUGUACGAGGAGCUGGAACACGGCCACCUGCACCACCACCACCACCACCAUCCGCAUCACCUGCAGCAGCAGCAGCAGCAGUCGGUCGGCGGGCGGGACACGGACUCGGAGCCACCGAUCCAGUCGGACGAUGACUUCGCCGAGGAUGAGCUGAGCCUGCCCGGGGAUCGCUCCUUCCACAAGUCCCCGUCGGACGCGACGACCGUGGCCACGAUCUACCACGACCGGAGCAACGGUGGCGGCAGCAGCAACAGCGCGGUCACGACGGCAUCGGCCGCCACCGUCCCUGCGUCGGACCUGGGAGGCGGUGUCCUGGAGCGGAACCGAACCGAACGGAACUCGCUCCUGUCGUCGUCGUCCUCAUCCAACGCGAACGACAACCCGAUCCCGCUGCCACCGCGCGGUGGCAACGGGUCGAAUGGUGGUGGUGGUCCAUCACCCCCUGGCGGUGGUGGUGGAACCGGAACCGGAGGUAGUCUCGGCAACAACAACAACAACAACGGAAGCAAUAGCAGCAGCGCCAGCAACAGCAACCGCAACUCGAACUCGAGCGCGGACUGCGCGAGUGGCCACAGCGGGAAUGGCAAUGGCAGUAGUGGCGGGAGCAACAACAACAACAACACCGGAAGUGGGAAGAACGCCGGCGGAGGCCAGGCGGACCAGGGAGCGUUGCUGGCCGGCGGGCUCGGUGGUCUGUUCCGAUCGCACCGGAAGCAACACCACCACCCAUCGGCCACGCUGGGCUCGGGAAGGAGCCGGGGUCGGAGAGGCGGAGGACAACACCCACUUCCGGCGGCGACGGCACCGGCCCCGAUUCCGGCACCGGAUACCGAUCCGAUCGGGUUGCCGCCGCUCUAUGACGAGCGGGGCAUGAUGACGCUUCCGCCGCCAGCCUACCACCACCCACUGCACCACCCGGUAUCCGGUGGCCACCACCACCAGCACCACCUGAUGAACAGUCUGAACAACAACAGUGCGAGCAGCGCCAACAGCGGCGGGCGCUCGAACUACUACAGCACGAUCGACGACGACGAGCUGCUGGAUCCGGUGGAGCGGCGGAACCGGAUCAACGCGCAGUUGUCGGCGGGGCCGGCGGCCGUGUCCACCAUCUUCCGGCACCGGGGACCGGCCCCGUCACCACCGCUACCACCUCACCACCAUCAGCACCAUCACCACAACAACAAUGGGCCACUGCGGCUCGGAUCGCGGACGAACCCCCGGAACGGGGCUGGCGGCGGCGGCAGCGGUAUGCUGCGGAACGGGGUCAUCGCGGAGCCGAACCCGGCCCAGUACAUCUACCACGAGCCGGUCAGCUUCCACGAGGGCCUCAUCUACGACGGGUGCCUCUCGUACAGCGAUCGGAGCGGCGGAAGCGGCAGCACCGGUGGCAGCACCGGAACUGCCGGUGGCCAUCCCUAUAUCCUGCCCCAGUUCAGCACGUUCCGGAGCGGGUCCGGUUCCGGUGGCGGCGGCGCAGUCAUGAUCAGCGGAGCUCCCGGUUCUGGGGCGGCCGCGAUCUACUCGCGUGACUCCAGCUUCGGGUCCGACUCGGGCUACAGCCAGCACACGCAGGCCUCGAACCGGAGCGGUGGCGGCUGCUGGCAGGGCCAUCGACCCCACCGGCCGGCCCCGCCAUCUGGCGGACCGUCGGUGAAGCACGGCGGUGGAAGCGGUGGAGCCACCGAACCGACACUGCAGCCGGUCGUCAGGCCUCCCAGUCCGGUGUCCGGUGUCGGCGGCUCUUGA
Anopheles bellator is the source of this 2394-nucleotide messenger RNA. It is a transcript of the gene pxb, whose product is annotated as hornerin. The record is from RefSeq and is a predicted model, not a curated record. NCBI's taxonomy places the organism in Eukaryota, Metazoa, Arthropoda, Insecta, Diptera, Culicidae. The transcript is spliced from 4 exons. The coding region runs from base 1 to 2394 and encodes 797 amino acids.